Messenger RNA from Bursaphelenchus okinawaensis, 1839 nucleotides. Lineage: Eukaryota; Metazoa; Nematoda; Chromadorea; Rhabditida; Aphelenchoididae. The record is from the annotation of a GenBank genome assembly.
AUGGGUGAUUUGGUAUUGCCUACAUACGAGCAAAUCAAAAGCUCUAAGGUACGAAUGGGAUUCCUAAUGUAUGCGUUGAGAAUUACUGGGCUGAUGUAUAAACACAAGGUCAAUGAAGGUUGGGAACGGCCGUUGAGGGCAGCGAGAGCCGGGAUUUUGAUUAUUGUGGGUAAGAUUUUUUAAAAUUUUAUAUUUAAAAUAUACAUUCUUAAUAUUGACUUUAGAGAUUAUUUGAUAAUACAUAAUGUACAAAUACAAAUAUAUGAUUACAGAAGUGAUUUCUAUUUUUUUAGUCUUCUUACACUUGUUAAACAACUUUUGGCAAGUAUUCGAAUUCGAAAUGGUACACAAAGAACGUUCACUGGUCAUCUUUUUCUGGUUACUUCAGUCUUUUAUGUCUAUGGUAACUUUCUUAACUUAUUUUUAAAAAAUUUUAAUUAAUUUAAAGUAGCACUUGCUUUGUCACAAUAUGUAGUUUGAAAUUAUCGUUUAUAGUACUCAAUAGUACUAAAUAAGAAAACUGAUAAAGAAAUAUAUUUUUAGUGCUUUUUAGUAUGGUGGCAAUACAAGGGUCGUACAGCUCUGCUCAUUCAUAUUUUGCCAUGGUCAGACCUAAAACAGAGUUAUCAAAGUCGACGAAAAGUUACACUGUUGGUUUACUUUGGAAUAGCUGGACUGGUCGUCAUUAUGUCAGUAUUUGCAUUUAUUGGGAACAUGUUAUAUCCGGAUAACCCGGUAAUUGACAGAGCUGCUGUUACUGUAAGUGUAAGAUCAUAAUAACCUUAUUGUUCAUAACGUCUUAUUUAUUAUACAUUUUAAUUACAUUUUAGCCAGUUCUUUACUUAAAUUCACUUAUAUUUUAGCCAUUUCCUAAUUUUUUGCGAUUUGUCAGUUAUUUUAUUGUCAAUUAUGCUUAUACCGUUUGGGGCGCAGUACUAACGUUGUACUGUUUGGUACUGGUGGUUAUUCAUGAAGAGAUCAGAAGUUUGAACACUAGCAUUCAAGAGGUAUACUUUUGAUUUUUACUUUUUGAUUAUUGGUUAUUAAAGUCAAGAAAAUACUAUUUCAAUAUAUAAUUUUAACUUUAAGGCAGGUCAAUCACCAGACCACUUGAAGUUGGUCGAUGAACUGCUUAUCCUACAUGACCGACAUGCCAAUAUUUGUUACGUUCUACAAGAAGCUGAUGCCACCUUUCAAGUUUACAACUUUUCCAUGCUUACUGCCAACAUACCAACAGCUAUAUUUACUAUACUAUCUUGUUAUCAUGCCUUUGCAUCGUCUGACAAGUUCAAUAUCUCCAUGUGUUUGAUGGAAGCCAUCUUUUGUGUCGUCGAAACUCUUGGAUUGACUACCAUGCCUAGCAAAAUUAAUACUGCGGUAAGACUUAUCAUCUUUAUAUUGAGUUAUACGAUACAUAAGGUGUAGCAUACUAGAUCUGUAAAGAGAUCGGGCCGAAGUAGUAGCUUAAUGGGCCACCUUUUAAGUCUGACCAUAAUUUUUAAUUUUAGGUACAUUUCUAUAAUAUUGAACAUGUUUUUACUGUUUUAGCUCCAAAACACAGAAAAGGCCAUUUACAACAACAGAAAGUUGUGGAAACCCUACCAAGCUGAUGUCUACAACCUUCUACAAUCGUUUAUUACUCAAAACAAACAACCUGGGUUAGGAAUGUCAGCCUGGGGAUUUGCUAUAGUCAGCAAGUCCUUAAUAUUAACAACAGUUUCAUUAGUGGUUACUUAUCUAACACUACUUAUACAGCUGAGCGAUUCUCCUGGAGAAGCUGGAGAACUGUUCAAACGAUUUCUUAAUAGUACUAAUCACGCAAAUAGUACUGUAGAUUAA